This is a messenger RNA of Coccinella septempunctata (seven-spotted ladybird), 2233 nucleotides long. RefSeq names its product leucine-rich repeat-containing protein 24-like. The coding region runs from base 88 to 2121 and encodes 677 amino acids. NCBI's taxonomy places the organism in Eukaryota, Metazoa, Arthropoda, Insecta, Coleoptera, Coccinellidae. The record is from RefSeq and is a predicted model, not a curated record. The transcript has 2 exons. Gene Ontology annotation, molecular function: protein binding.
AUUAAACUUCAGAGCCAGAACAAGAGUCCGACACAAUCCGAGUGAAUGAUCCACCGACUCCAGUCUCCGUAAACAAGCCAUAAGGAAAUGAAAUGCAGAAUGCUAAACCACCUCAUCUUGACUGCGACGCUGCUGUUUAUAAUCAAAUUGGGAGCCAGUUGCCCCACCCCAUGUAUAUGCAAGUGGAAAUACGGAAAGCAAACGGUCGAGUGCAUAGAUAAGGAUCUCCUUAUUAUACCCGAAGGGAUGGAUACGGGGACCCAAGUGCUGGAAUUUUCCGGCAACAACCUCCAGUUGCUGCAGUCUGAGAAAUUCCACAGCAUGGAUUUGAUUAAUUUACAGAGAAUUCAUCUGGCACGUUGUCGCAUAACGAGCAUAAACGAUCGCACAUUCAAGGGCCUGACGAACCUCGUCGAAUUAGAUUUAUCCGGUAACUUGCUGGAAGCGAUUCCUUCCGAAAGCUUCCUCGAUUGUCCUUCAUUAAUGAGACUGACUCUGAGCUCGAAUCCUAUCAAGAUUGUACGCAGAGCGGCCUUCAGCCAUCUAUCUCUCUUGAACACGCUCGAGCUGUCUCGCUGCCUCCUCAACGACAUUCAGGAAGGGGCGUUCCAAGGCCUAUACAGCCUCGAAUGGUUGCAUUUGAACGAAAACAAACUUGCCACCCUCAAAGGCUUAAGAUACUUCCCCAACACCCUCAAAGGAGUGCAAUUCCAGGAUAAUCCGUGGAACUGCGACUGUCAUCUCGUUGAGUUCCAAAAGUACGUGAAAGAAACUAACACACCGAAUUCAAUGGCACCAAUUUGCACCAACCCUCAAAAGCUGAUGAAACACAACUUGAAAUUGAUUCCACCCGAAGAACUUGCGUGUCUUCCAGAAAUAUCCCCGACAACGUUCUAUUUGGAGGUUAGCGAAGGCCGCAAUAUAUCUUUGAUAUGCCAUGCCAAGGCGUCACCGGAAGCGAAGGUGUCUUGGUGGUUCAAAGGUCAGUUGAUACAAAACGACACAAUGGUAGCACCAGGUAUUCAUCUGAUCUACUUUGUGGAGGAUGGAUCCGAAGAUAAACGAAGCGAGUUGUUUAUAUUCAACACGAACGAAGAGGAUAAUGGAACUUUCAUUUGCGUUGCUGAAAAUCCCGCAGGACUGGGCCAGGCAAAUUUCACAAUACGCGUUGUUCUUAGGAAAGUUGACGGGGAGAUUCCAUUGGAACCACAACUGGAUAUUAUUCUGAUUUUGAUUUCCACUGGGGUAGUGACAGGGGUACUUCUGCUGUGUAUUCUGUGCAUUUCCAUUGUGAGGUGUCAUAGGAAUAGGUUGUUGAAGAAGAGGAUUGAUUCGAAAGUGACUCUGAGUAACUCGACUAAAGAUAGUCUGCUGCAGGAGAGUAUAGAUGAGUAUCCUGAGAGUUUGAGAGGAAGUUCGAAGCUGACUUCACAUUACGAGGAAGAAACGGAGCUUUAUACCUCUCAGAAGGGUAAUAUUACGCAUUCUAUCUCCCCAACAUCUACAUCCAACCAAGCCAGAAGUCCCUUAUCUUUGAAUCGCUACAAUAUGGAACAAAACCCAGAUCUGAUCAACGGAACGGACGGGGUAUCAGAAACAGGCCGGCAAGCAUGCGCUUCUAAGAGCCGUAUGUCAAAUUACGCGACAGAUUUCAGGAGGAACGACUUCGGCCUCAGCUCGCUGAACCCGAUCAAUCUCGUCGGCGGGCCUUCGGCUGAGCAAUUAAAUGUAAAUUGCUAUAAAACCCUGCCCUAUAAGAGGGAGAAGCCGGGCCUGGUAUGCAGGUAUUCUUUGGAGGCCGAAUUCAUAGCUCAGCCCACUCAUUUGGAACCCUUCGCGAAUCUACGGUACACCGCAGACGGUUACCCCGUUCGGACCAUACCGUAUUUCCAGCCUUCCACGAUCGAGACGUGCUGCGCGUCUAUUAGGUGGCCACCCUGUUUGCCCGCCAAUUUUGCGGAAGUCCAAGGUAACGCUUUAAUGAAGUGCGUGGGUGCUCAAACCGAAGAACUUAAACGCGAUCCCGAAGAAACGGUCGAUAACAGAACGGACCAGAGUGAACGUGAGCCCGAGGUGUUCGAGGACGUCGAAAAUAAGGAUCUGUCAGAUGUUAAAUGUUAGUUUUUCUCAUAUGAGGCAGCUUUGAGUCGAAGUGCGUGUUCGAUUUUCUCUCUGCGAAAACUGGAACGUAAAAACUAAAGACUAUUUGUAAUCCGAUGAUAUUGAAGUAAAG